Sebastes umbrosus (honeycomb rockfish) is the source of this 3477-nucleotide messenger RNA. RefSeq names its product alkylglycerone phosphate synthase (gene agps). Gene Ontology annotation, molecular function: alkylglycerone-phosphate synthase activity; FAD binding. Bases 109 to 2025 code for a protein of 638 amino acids. NCBI's taxonomy places the organism in Eukaryota, Metazoa, Chordata, Actinopteri, Perciformes, Sebastidae. The record is from RefSeq and is a predicted model, not a curated record. The transcript has 20 exons. Gene Ontology annotation, biological process: lipid biosynthetic process.
AUAUUUCCGACGGUCUAUGAACGCAGCUUACUUUCCCUGCGCUGACCUCUGACAGAGCCGCGGUGCGUUCAUGGAUCCGCUGCCUCCCUUCACAAACACGGAAGCAGCAUGGCGUCCAACAGCUCCGACAGGCAACGGAUCGCACAGCAAAGACUGAGGAUAAUAGCCGGGCAUUUACUACAGGGACCAGGGGACGGUGGCGGCGACUCCUCGACCAUCUUAUCCGCCGAGGAGUGCAAAGCUCCGACCGGCAGCAGCAGCAGCAAGACAGCCGACUCCAGUGAAGGGAAAACGGUGCCGAGGAGGAGGCAGGAGAUUAUGAAAUGGAACGGCUGGGGAUACAGCGAUACAAGAUUCCUCUUCAAUAAGAAAGGUCAAGCAGAAUUUACCGGCAAAAGGUAUAGACUAAGUGGUAUGAUCAUCCCUGCUCUGAAAGAGUGGUUUGAAGGCACGUUUGGAGCCAAUUUGCAGCAUAAAUCUCCAGCAACGCCCAUUCUGACAAGCGGUGCUGUGCCGCCCCCCAUUCUUAAUGAGGCCUUCACGGAGGAAGUGAAGUCCACAGGUAUUCCCUUCUCUCAUGACGCAGAGGACCGGGUGUUUCGUGCCCACGGCCAUUGCCUACACGAGAUCUUUGCUCUGCGAGAGGGGAAAGUCGGUCGUGUUCCAGAUAUGGUGGUAUGGCCAAGCUGCCACAGUGAUGUAGUGAAAAUUGUGGAACUGGCGUGCAAACAUGAUGUUUGUUUGAUACCAUAUGGAGGAGGGACUAGUGUCUCUAGCGCCCUAGAGUGCCCCCCAGAGGAAACUCGCUGCAUCGUCUCUCUGGAUACCUCACAGAUGAACCGCAUUCUGUGGAUUGACGAGAAAAAUUUAACCGCCCAUGUGGAAGCUGGCAUCGUCGGUCAGGAUUUGGAGAGAUUGCUUAAUGAGAGCGGCUACUGUACGGGGCACGAGCCGGACUCCAUGGAGUUCAGCUCCCUGGGGGGCUGGGUAGCAACCAGAGCGUCAGGCAUGAAGAAGAACAUCUACGGCAACAUUGAGGACCUGGUCAUCCACGUAAAGAUGGUGACCCCGCAAGGAGUAAUUGAAAAGAGCUGUCAGGGCCCACGCAUGUCCACAGGGCCGGACAUUCACCACUUCAUCAUGGGCUCAGAAGGAACCCUGGGCGUGGUUACCGAGGUAACGAUGAAGAUUCGUCCCAUGCCGGAGUAUCAGAAAUACGGCUCGGUGGUAUUCCCUAAUUUUGAGCAGGGAGUCGCCUGUCUUCGAGAAGUUGCCAAACAGAGGUGUGCCCCGGCAUCUAUACGACUCAUGGAUAAUGAACAAUUUCAAUUUGGUCAUGCCCUGAAGCCUCAAGUAUCUUCAAUUUUCACAUCCUUUCUGGACGGGUUGAAGAAAUUUUACAUCACCAAGUUCAAAGGGUUCGACCCCAACCGCUUGUGUGUGGCCACCCUCCUGUUUGAGGGAGACCGUGAGAAGGUCCUGCAACACGAGAAGCAAGUUUAUGACAUUGCUGCAAAAUUUGGGGGGCUGGCAGCUGGAGAGGACAAUGGGCAGAGGGGCUACAUGUUGACCUUCGUCAUCGCGUACCUCCGGGACUUGGGGAUGGACUACUAUGUGAUUGGAGAGUCCUUUGAAACCUCUGUGCCUUGGGACAGGGUGUUGGACAUUUGCCGGAACGUAAAGGCUCGCGUCAUUCGAGAGUGUAAAGACAAAGGAGUGCAGUUUCAGCCGUUAUCCACAUGCAGGGUGACUCAGACGUACGACGCCGGUGCCUGUGUCUACUUUUACUUUGCCUUCAACUACAGGGGACUCAGUGAUCCCGUACACGUGUAUGAAGAAGUGGAGCAUGCAGCUAGAGAAGAGAUCCUUGCCAAUGGAGGGAGCUUGUCACAUCACCAUGGAGUGGGGAAACUUCGGAAGGAGUGGAUGAGAGAGACCAUCUCCAAAGUCGGCAUGGGGAUGCUCCAGUCUGUCAAGGACUACGUGGACCCCAAAAACAUCUUCGGCAACAGGAACCUCCUCUAAUUUCACCUUCAUCUCACCUUUUUCUAAAAAAAAAGCAUCUUGUGCAUUUUGGAUUAAUAAGAUACUAAAUGUGAAUUUAAAAUGGACCGAGAUGUUGUCUUUUUCCAUGUGCCAUUUAUCGAUUCACCCAAACCUUUUUUUUCUUUUAUGUUAUAUUGCACUCAAUAUGCUGUUAACAAUCAUUGUCACUCAGCGGUGAAGCUCAUUUUUCGCGGCCUCAGCUUGUUGUUGGAGCCAUGAUGCAACCAGACGUGAUGCAACAAAACCUUGAUUUUUGUCAUAUGUUUCUUACAUUUAACCAUUUCCUAAAUGCCAACAUGAUUAACUCAUCUGUCUGUUUUUACUUUCCUUAUGUGUGUGUGUGUGUGUGGCCGUGGCACUUCUUUAGUGGUAACUUCUAAGAUGAAUGCGCUUUCUAAAGCUCUGUGCCUUUCUGAAGCUUAUGUCUGCCUUCCCCUCCUCCUACUAAACACUCUGCUAGUGUACAGUGAGUCCCUGAUGAUGACGUUUUCUGUGUCUUCAUCUUUUUCAUGCCUUUUGUUGUACUGACCUAUUGCCAUAAGAGACUUUUUCUGGACUGUAUGUGUGUGUGCGCCUCCACUAAAACCUCCCUCUGCCCCACCAAAUUUUAACAAAGAACCCCCCCUCCUCCCCCCAGUGUGAUUACAAAGAGAGAUAUUCCUUGUGUGUUUAGUUUUUUGUACUGAAAGCGUUAACCUUGCAUGGUUUGUUACGGAGAAAGUGAAAAAGCCAUCGCGUUUUUCCCGAUCACGCCUGCUUCAAUGUGACCACGUUUGCAGUUUUAAGGCCUCUGGAUCCCGGUGCUCACGUCGUACCAAAGACUGAAACACAUCAGAUCAUGCAAAACACACCGUAAACAUACGUUUGACACACAUUUCCUAACUUCACGCACAGCUAAACUAUAUUUUUUAAUCCGCAUAUGCAAAGAUAACCCCUCUGAGAGCUGUUAAAAUGUAGAUAUUUGUGACUGUUAUGUGCUAAAACUUUCUACAUCAUGUUUCUUAUGUUCAAUACACUAAAUGGAUUAUUUCUGCUCCAUAUAAUUGCCUAGAAAUUCCUCCUGAAAUAGCUUCCCUGUGUAAAGGGUUUCUGGAACCAAUACUGUAAUGUACUACAAUUUCAUACCAGACUUGUACCAUUGAUUUUGAAGCAAAGUAAAGAUGUUUGCUGAGGAAUCUUGCCUUUUUUCCCCCUUAUAAUCUGUGCUUCACAUUUUCCUGUCCCUUUUAAUUCAUAAUAUUUCCCCAAAUAAAAGAACUCAUUCAUUAGGAACCCGUCGUGUGACAUUAUACCUCUGUGUCAAAAAACAUGAGAGAGCUUUUGAGCGUUAUGGAUGUACCUUUUUGUUAUUUUCCACUCCUCUUAACGACGUCGUAACAUCCGAGUACAUUUUUGUCAAUGCUGUUUGUGCAAUAAAUUUAACUAAAAACA